Molecule: messenger RNA, 360 nt
Organism: Macrosiphum euphorbiae (potato aphid)
Lineage: Eukaryota; Metazoa; Arthropoda; Insecta; Hemiptera; Aphididae
Source: the annotation of a GenBank genome assembly
AUGGGAAACUCAAAAGAAAUAAGUAAAAUAGACCGUAGUACUUUCAAUUCAAUACGAAGGCCGAGAGGAAAAACAAAGCGUCAUUGGGAGAAAGGUUCACACCAAUCGUUCUUUUUUAUGCCUUUAUUAUACAACUGCUGCUCGUUUUUGCGCAGAAGAAAAACCCCCAAAAGAGCUACGAGCGGAGGGAGGGAAAAUAAAGGAAAAAGAGCAGAAACACCGCCACCACAUAUUUCCUAUCAACGGCUGGCCAUUUUCUUCAUAACAGCUACUUUCUGUCAAAAGUUUCCUGGCAAACGAGAACGAAUGGAAACCAAUGAAAUACGAAAAAAGAAAAUGUUAUUGAAAACUACCCUGUGA